UUGCAAUCGGGUCAAAUUGUCAUGGUCAGUGCUGGCGCGGUCGUGCGCGGGUUUGACGAUGCGUCGGCGCACCAAGAGGCUGCAGACGCGUGCAUGUUUCACUUUGAACGCAAGCACGUGUACUCUGUGAAGAACAACCCCAUGUGUGGGAUUAGCUUUGGGCAGUGGUGGCACCUUGUGCGCACACAGUGGCGCCACUUUGACUGGUGUUAUGUCCCACGGGUGUUGUUCCUCACGGUUCUGUCGUUGUUCAACUCGCUUCUGGGCAUCGUCGAGUCCAUUCUGUACCCCGAUGCCGUGAUCCACCGCGUGGAGUUGCCGACGGACCCAGUGUUCAUCAUCGGCCACCCUCGCACCGGCACGACGCUUUUGCACAACCUGUUGGCGUCGGACGCGGCGAAUUUCUACACGUGCACGACCUUUUGCACGGGGUUCCCAUCGUGUUUCCUUUGGUUCGAAGCGUGGGGCAAGCGGCUCUUUGCCGGCACCAUCGACCCCACUCGGCCCAUGGAUUCGAUGCCUCUGCACUUUGACCUGCCGCAAGAAGACGAAUGUGCGACGAUAUUGCUGUCCCGUGGCGCCAGCUACUACAUGCCCAUCUACUUGAUGACUCGGGAGCCAGCCUUUCGGCGAUUUCUCGACUUUAGUGCCGCGGAUGGCGGCACGGCAGACGAUGAAGCGCAGUGGACUUCUGCGUUUGUGUAUCUGUUGAAGAAACUCACUUUUCGCCACCAAAUCCAAGCGAAAGGCAGCUCAUUACGACAACGACUGGUGCUCAAGUCGCCUAUUCACGCGGCCAGGGUGCCGUUGCUACGCAAGUUGUUUCCAAACGCGCGGUUCAUCUACAUCCACCGCGAUCCGUUUGAAACGAUGGCGUCGGCGGCGCAUUUGGCCAACACUGCGUUCUGGUUUAUGUACUUGUCCACGCCCACCGACGACCAGGUGAACGAAUACCUGUUUUGGCAAUUCGACCACAUGUGGCGCAAGUACAACGAGGCGGCGGUGGACAAGUCAGUGCAUGGAGGACGCGUGGUCCUGCCAGACAUCCUCGAAGUGUCGUACGCAGAGCUCACAACGUGUCCGGAACGGACGCUACGAAGCAUCUACGCCCAUGCAAAUAUACAGUGGACAGACCAGUCGACUCGACACUUUGCCGCGGAAGUGGACGCACUUCAAUCGUACCAGGUGAACCGACACCGCACGCCUGCCCACGCCACUCCGACGCCGCAUUCAAGACAUGGCCCAAGAGUACAUGGAUGCUCUCGGGUAUACCACCGCGCAAUCUCCCGGGGAUUAGGCGGCUAUGAGCUUAAAGGAACAAGGGGUCUCCACCAAGUAAAUGCUGAUACAGAUUUGUGAAACUACUUCAAAAUACAUCUUGAUUGUCU
Aphanomyces astaci is the source of this 1388-nucleotide messenger RNA. RefSeq lists its product as hypothetical. NCBI's taxonomy places the organism in Eukaryota, Oomycota, Saprolegniomycetes, Saprolegniales, Verrucalvaceae. Bases 22 to 1359 code for a protein of 445 amino acids. The transcript has 2 exons. The record is from RefSeq and is a predicted model, not a curated record.